ACAGUCGGAAGUGGUUAGUCUACAGUCAAGUACACUGCUAAAGAGUGAAAAUGUCCCGGAAAGUGGCGGUGGUGACGGGGUCCAACAAGGGCCUGGGGCUCGCCAUCGUGAAGGGGCUCUGCGAGAGGUUCCCCGGGGACGUGUACCUGACUUCGCGAGAUGUGGGGCGGGGGCGGGCGGCCGUCGCUGCGCUGGCCAAGCAGGGCCUCGCGCCGCGCUUCCACCAGCUCGACGUCACCGACCGUGACAGCAUCACCGAGCUACGGAACCAUCUCGAAAAAGAACAUGGCGGCCUCGAUCUGCUCGUCAACAACGCCGCCGUCGCCGACAGCGUCAACCUCUUCAACUCCUACGAGGAGUGCGAGAACAUCAUCAACACCAACUACAGGAGCGUCCUCACCAUCCAGGAGUUAUUGUUCCAGCUGAUGAGGGAGGGCGGCAGGGUUAUCAACAUAUCGAGCGACUGCGGACACCUGUCCAACAUCAGGAACGAGCACUGGAUCCGGCGCCUGGCCAGCGACAGCCUGACGGUGCAGGAUAUCAACGAGUUCGUCGACUGGUUUUUGAAGUCGGUCAAAGAUGGGACGUUUAAGAAGGAAGAUUUCGCUGAUGGAGGUACGGUUGCGGCGUACAGGGUAGCCAAGGUGGCGCUGAGUGCAGUGACGCGGCUGCAGCAGCGUGACCUGGAGGGCAGAGGCAUCAGUGUGAACUCGAUGCACCCGGGGCUCGUGCGGACGGACAUGACGCACGGCGUGGGCUUCCUCAGUGCCGAGGAGGCCGCGCGCACGCCGCUGCACCUGGCGCUCGACGCACCGGCCACUCUCAGGGGAGCCUACGUCUGGUACGACAGGAGGGUCAUUGACUGGUACGAUUACAAAGCUGACUGGUAUUUCAAAACAUCUACUUUGAAACCCAAAUAAAAUCAGCUUUAAAUUUUA
Plutella xylostella (diamondback moth) is the source of this 938-nucleotide messenger RNA. RefSeq names its product carbonyl reductase [NADPH] 1. The record is from RefSeq and is a predicted model, not a curated record. Gene Ontology annotation, molecular function: carbonyl reductase (NADPH) activity. NCBI's taxonomy places the organism in Eukaryota, Metazoa, Arthropoda, Insecta, Lepidoptera, Plutellidae.